AUGGGUCCACCACCCGUUGUGACUGGUAUUUCUCCGAAAGAAGGUCCUCCAGGAACUAGAGUGACUAUUCGGGGGGAGUUUCUUGGUACCACGGCUACUGAUUUAAUUGGCUUGAAAAUCUGCGGUUGUGAGUGUUUACUAUCAGCAGAAUGGAAGAGUCGAAACAAAAUAGUGGCACGAUCUGGACCUUGUAAAGGCAGAGGUGAUAUUAUAGUCACUACCAAGUCAGGCGGAGAGGGUACUUCUACUGUACAAUUCCGAGGUUACCAUGAAUCAAUUGGCCCAGUCAAAGAGAGUGCUGUUUGGGUGGAAGAAGCUGCUCCUCCAUCCCUUCCAUGGGGGAGACGACCAAUGUCUCCCACAGCCUAUACACCCCCUGAUCCUCUAGGUCUAUCAACCGAGGGAGAAGACAGCAAGUUUCCCGAGGAGGAGCUCAACGAACUAUUCCCUGAUGGAUCUGGGAAGCUGUCCGAUGAGAAUUUCCAACCAGGCUGGUAUCUUCUUGAACAUCAUAGCAACACAUCUUUCGAGGACUUGAAGGCUGGAAUGGUGUUUUUGCAGAGAAAGGUAGAAGGUCAGAAGGAAGGUCAACUCAGCUUCCUUAAAGCCAACACUGGUGCUGUAAUGGAUCAACUUGAUAGAUUGGUGCUUCUUAAAAACAUGUAUGAGGAUGACCAGAGGAGGAAUGGGAAAGAACCCUUGCCGAGCUUACAGAGUGCAAUUGAAGAAUCCAUAACCCUCGCUGAUUCACUGUUCUCCGAGAUUUUGACACGCAAAGAGAAUGCUGAUAAGACACGCGAGGCGCUAUCAUUAUUGACGCGUCACAAGUUCCUGUUCCAACUGCCAGCAUCCAUAGACAAGAAUAUACGGAAGAAAGAAUAUGAUCUCGUUGUCAAUGAUUAUGCGAGGGUCAAAAAUCUUUUUGGCAACACCGAUGUCAAGUUAUUCCAAAAAAUUCUCGCCGAAAUAGACAAGAAGAUUGAGGAUUUGAAGGAGAAUUUACAUAAUCGUAUGAAGACUAUGCCUAUAAAUGUUCAAGAGCAGACGAAAUAUAUAAGACUUCUUAUAAGUUUGAACUGGGAGGGCGACGCCGCGUGGGUGGCCAUCACAACACGGAAAGAAUACCUCAUGAGUCUCAUGAGUAAGGUCAAAGAACACUUCAAACAGAAGGAGGAACAGGAAUCCAAUGAGAAAGGUCGUCGUCGUAAGGAGAGCGAGGAGGGUCCUUGGAGCGCGGUGCGGGCGGCGUGGUGCGCGGCCGCCUGCGCAGCCCUAGCCUCUGAACUACACGCGCUGUGGCCGCUCGCUAGACGAUACUUUGCGGGGGAACUAGCUGGAGAGCCUAGCGAUCCACAGAGACAAACCGCUUUGAAGGAGAUGAUAAUAGCCGCUGUAGAAGUAUUCUCAGAUCAGAUGCGUUCGUGUUUGUUAUCGAGUGGUCCCAACGCGGGGUCUUCGGUAGCGGCUGAUGUUUUAAGAACAAGGUUGUUGGCGAACUUGCGCAGUUUGAGGGACGCUUACGACUCACUGCUGAAGUUAGAUUUACCAUCACAGCCCCUGAGUAUAGUGGAGAAGGUUGUUUUCGACUACCGCGUGUACGGCAUGACGGUGUUCCUGCAACGAGCUCACAAACGAGUGAAGACUCUCUCCGAGACUGACACGUGGAAGAUAAAGGAAUUCUCAGACUACGGAGCUAUUACUGAACUUCCCCACCUGUUAGAAUCAUACAUGACAGAUGCGUUAUCAUCUAUAUACAAGUGUGUGUUAUCGAGCGGGCGGCGUGAGUCAGCGUUGCUGUCUGACGGCAGCGAGCCGCUGGUGCUGCUCCGGACACACACGCAGCACAUCCUGCUGGCGUAUGUCGCUGUGCUGCACGAGAUAGCGCUGCAGCAUGAUGACCAGGACUUCAACAGUUCUUCACUGUCAGUAGCGUUGGACCAGCCCUUAGAGGAGUCUCGUGGCGCGCAACAGAGACUGCUUGUGGCGGCCGCAGACGCUUUAUACACUAGACGAGUCACCCUCAAUAAUAUUGCUGAAAAAUUUACUAGCUUCGAUUUUCCAAGUCCGACAGCAGCGCUACAAGCAACAAGGGACGCGCUGAGCAAUCUAGAAGCUAGCAUCGCGGAGACGUAUCUAGAACAUAAGGGGGAUCCACUCGUUGGCACCAUAGAACCUAGUAUGUACAUGGGCAGACACACAAUACAUCCUGACGCUAUAGUAGACGACGCAAGGCCAUAUGUUUACGAAAUCAUAAACAACCUGAUAGCUGUCCAUGCCGAG
Molecule: messenger RNA, 2280 nt
Organism: Danaus chrysippus (African queen)
Lineage: Eukaryota; Metazoa; Arthropoda; Insecta; Lepidoptera; Nymphalidae
Source: the annotation of a GenBank genome assembly